Schistocerca gregaria is the source of this 4127-nucleotide messenger RNA. Its product is annotated as cytochrome P450 4g1-like. The record is from RefSeq and is a predicted model, not a curated record. Bases 1 to 1530 code for a protein of 509 amino acids. NCBI's taxonomy places the organism in Eukaryota, Metazoa, Arthropoda, Insecta, Orthoptera, Acrididae. The transcript is spliced from 6 exons. Gene Ontology annotation, molecular function: monooxygenase activity; heme binding; iron ion binding.
AUGUGUGUGGUGUUCGCUGCCUGUGUGGUCCUGGUUUCUCUGUUUGCGGGGCUACUGGCAGUCGCUGCCUGGCUGUGGGCCAACCGCCGUCGGACGGCUAUCCCAGGACCCCCGACACUGCCGCUUGCGGGAAAUGGAUUCAGCUUCUACAAAGUGCCCGUGUUGUGGGACCGCCUCUGGGCGAUGCACAGUCGCUACGGGGACAUCUUCAGGUUCUACAUAGGCUCGAGGCUGGUGGUCGUGCUGACGCAACCAGAAGACAUCCAGAGGGUGCUGCUGGGCGGCAAAUCACGAGAAAAUAUGCCACGUGAACGUGAACCUUUCGUCACGUACACCUUCCGUACAUUUCUGGGAGACGGGCUAAUCGGCGUCCAGGGUGAACGAUGGAAAAGGCACCGGAAGCACAUCGAACGAGUAUUUCAUAUAGAAGAGCUGAAGAAAUUCAUGGACAAAUUCAACGACGCUGGGCUCUUCCUGUGCGAGCAGUUAGCAGAAAGCAAAGGAGCAGAAAUUGAACUGUCCCACUCACUCGUUCACACUACAUUCCGUUCGGCUAUAGCCACUAUUUUCGAUCUUGACCUGAACUCGAUCUUUCCAGAUCGGGAGCGGCAGUCUGAAGUGGUUGAUCUAUGGAUUGAUUUCGGAAAAGCUUUAUCGGAAAUUUUAUACCGUCCAAUGACCGUAUUCAGCUGGACCAGGUGGAUGACUAGAGAAGGUCGGAUGUUGACAAAAUUCAAAACUGUUGUCAGACACAUAACUGACCGUGUAUUCGCCUUAGGCAGGAAAAGACCUGAUAGUUCAAAGGCCAGUGAAAGAACGCUCUUGGCUUGGAUUCUUAAAGAAAAGAAUUCAGGAACUAUAUUUACUGACAAGGAACUUCAUGAUGAAGCAGCGACAAUGGCGACGGUUGGCGUCGAGACCGUUACUAGCACGAUGGGCUACGCACUGUCUCUGCUCGGGCUCCACCCAGAGUGGCAAGAGAUGGCGCAGCGCGAACUGGACGAGUGUUUCGGAACUGGGGACGACUACUUACGACCUGUCACCACUGCAGACCUUUCCCAGCUUAAAGUCAUCGACGCCAUUCUAAAGGAGACUGGGCGACUUUUCACGACGGUGCCCUGCAUGCUGUACGUGGCGGCCGAAGAUGUGCCGCUGGCAGGUGGCCGGUACAUCGCAGCCCGAGGCACCACCUUGCUGAUCGCCUACUACCUCAUGCACCGUCACCCAGAGCUCUUCCCAGAGCCGGACAAGUUCGACCCUGGCCGGUUCCUGGAGGGCGGCAGCGCCGAGUCCAGGAAAGCCUACAGCUACAUCCCAUUCGGCAUCGGUUCGCGCAAGUGCGUGGGGGAGAGGUACGCAGUUUUGCAGAUGAAGGUCGUCCUAGCGACGGUUCUGCGCCGCUACCGUAUACUGCCGGGGACGAGCAGGGAGGAGCUGGAAGACAGUGUGCUUUCAAUGGUGUCCCAGCCAGUCACUGGGUUUCGAGUUACUUUCAUCCCACGAGAUAACAUUCCUUCCAAUUCGGUCUGAGAGAAGAUUGUGUCGAAAAAGUUAUUUACGAGGGUCACUCUACAAGAAAUGCACACUUUUUUUAAAUCCAUCUUUUAUUCUACAUGUUCGAAAGGUUUACAGUGUGUACAUACAUCCUUGAGGAACAAUAUUUUCAUUUCUCCACAUAAUUUCCAUCCCUCUGAACUGUCCUACGCCAUCUUGGAACCAGCGCCUGUAUGACCUGCACGGCAAAAUUCUGGACCAACCUGUUGGAGCCACUUUUUAGCAGCUUGUACAAGGGAGUCAUCAUCUUCAAACCUUGUUCCACGAAGAGAGUCUUUCAGUUUCCCAAAGAGAAAAUUCUGGACCAACCUGUUGGAGCCACUUUUUGGCAGCUUGCACAAGGGAGUGAUCAUCUUCAAACCUUGUUCCACGAAGAGAGUCUUUCAGUUUCCCAAAUAGAUGAUAGUCACAUGGAGCCACGUCAGGUCUGUAAGGCGGGUGUUUCAGUGUUGUCCAUCCGAGUUUUGUGAUCGCUUCUGUUGCUUUUUGACUGACAUGUGGCCGUGCAUUGUCGUCCAACAGCAAAACAUCCUGCUUUUGCCGAUGUGGUCGAACACGACUCAGUCGAGCUUGAAGUUUCUUCAGUGUCGUCACAUAAGCAUCAGAAUUUAUGGCGGUUGCACUUGUCAUGAUGACCACAAGCAAGAGUCCUUCGGAAUCGAAGAACACCCUAACCAUAACUUUUCCAGCAAAAGGUGUGCUCUUUUUUUCUUGGGUGAAUUUGCAUGAUGCCACUCCAUUGAUUGCCUCUUCGUCUCUGGCAAAAAAUGAUGGAGCCCUGAUAUCAGCCAUCACAUUUCUUCCAAGAAAUUCAUCUCCACCAUUCUCGUACUGUUCCAAAGUUUCGCUGUAUACCGUUUUUCUUCUUUCUUUGUGAGCCACUGUCAACAUCCUGGGAACUUACCUGGCACAAACCUUUUUUAACCCGAACACUUUCAGUAUUCUGCAAACACUUCCUUCCCCUAUCCCAACGUAGCGUGACAAUUCUUUCAGUGUGAUGCAUCUGUCGGCAGUCACCAAUUCGUUAUCUCUCUGCACAUUGUCUGGAGUGUGUGCAGUACGAGGCCUGCCGCUGCGAGAACAAUCCUCAAUAUUGCCGUGCCCGCUUUCAUCACAUUACCUGCUUGCCCAUCGACUAACUGUACUGCUAUCGACAGCAGCAUCUCCAUACACCUUUUUCAACCUCUUGUGGAUGUUUCCCACUGUCUCGUUUUCACAGCACAGGAAUUCUAUAAUAGCACGUUGCUUCUGACGAACGUCAAGUGCAGCAGCCAACUUGAAGACAUGCUGUGACGGCGCCACUAACGGGAACAGGUUGAACUAAGUUUGAAAACAAGCGGGAAGGAUGUAUCUACACAUUGUAAAACUUUCACACAUGCAAUAUGAAAACUGUAUUUUUACAAAAAUAGUGUGCAUUUCUUUUGGAGUGGCCCCCGUAGCUGCAAACUUUCAGUUGCCCUUACGGUUUUGCAGUCGAUUCACACUGGACGUCAGCGGAUCGCCCCUGAAUGGUGUCUUCACACUAGACGGAACAGGAAUACGAUAUGGCAGUGCCUGUGUUAUUCUGAAUUAUGCUGCACGGUUCCUUUGGACAUGAAAGCAUGUCCAAAGGAAUAGGCACUGUGGCGACUACAGCCGUUAUGAAACACAUUAAAUGUGACGAAAUUGCGAAUAUGGACAACAAUCAGCUUCUAAAUGUUCUAAAUGGAUUGACGCCAGUAAAAUUUGUGCCGGAACGCGGUUUUCCUACUUGCGAGCGGUCGCCUUGCCAUUUGGUCAUUCACGCGUGACUCACUGCCAGACCCGGACUUCCAUAUGUCGUGAGCUACGUGUCUACAACCUGUAUUCGUACAUCCGUUAUGUACAUUCCCGUACAGCUGAGAGGUGUUACUUGAAGGUCGUUUGCCCGAUGUCGGCGGACAAAAACGAUACUGCAGUGCCUGUGUUAUUGGGAAUUACGAUGCAAAGUUCCUUUGAGCAUGCAUGCAUGUCCAAAGGAAAAGACACUGCAGCGUCUGCAGCCGUUAUGAAGUACAAUAGAUGUAUUCACAGUUGCGAGGGUACUUUUCUAUCGUAUUCUGAAUAACACAGACACUGUAAUAUCGUAUGUAUCCGCCGACACUGCCUCCCAAUGCGCAAGCUACUUUCAGCUAUCAUGUCUCACCUGUAUGAGAAUAUACAUAACGUAUGUACAAGUACAGGCUGUAGUCGCAUAGUUGACAAUGUAUGGAAGUUUGAGUCUGGCCAUAAUGCGUGCACAACUAGAAAUGGCAAGAUGACUGCUCACUAUGGGUAGGAAAUCCGAGUUCGAGUUGGUUGUCCAUUUCACACUGCAUUUACAUUUAAUGGUGUAGAAAUACAACGUCACUUCGUUUAGCACAGUGCCCAACAGUCAAACUACGUUUAUUACAUAUAAUAUAUGGUACAAAAAGACAGAAUAUAGUACCAGAUUGAAGGAAAUGGUCGUUUGUAAUCUAGCUCUCUGCCUGGCAAGAAACAGAGCGCCAGAAUUAAUCCUAGCUGCUCAUGUGAUGGUGACACACAUUCACAAUAAAUAACACUAGUUUAGACUG